Messenger RNA from Moesziomyces antarcticus, 3924 nucleotides. RefSeq lists its product as uncharacterized. Lineage: Eukaryota; Fungi; Basidiomycota; Ustilaginomycetes; Ustilaginales; Ustilaginaceae. The record is from RefSeq and is a predicted model, not a curated record. The transcript has a single exon. The coding region runs from base 1 to 3924 and encodes 1307 amino acids.
AUGCCGCCGCCACCGCCGCAGCAGCACCAGCAACGCUCUCCACCCGGUGCCUCGUCUGGAUACCCCGGCCCACCUCAUCGCUCCUAUCCAGUCUCGCCAUCCGCCGCCGGCGCUGCCAACCAUCCUCUGCCACCUCUUCGCCCACCUUCCCGCACCUCUGCAGCCAUGGACGACCCGUCUCGUGAUCGUUGGCGCCAGUCCGCCACCGCUCCGUCGCCACGCUCCGACGUCAUGAACAUGAACUCCAUCCUCGGCCAUGGCGGCCCUCCCGAGCCUAGCGACCCCAGACACAUGAUGUACGACCGCGAGCGAGAUCGAGAACGCGACUACGAAUGGGAGCGCGAGAGGGAGCGAGAACGAGAGCGAGAGUGGGAGCGCGACCGUGACCGCGACCGCGAACGAGCGCGGCCAGGCAUGUACUCGGCUCCUCCGCCUCGCGGCGUCGCGCCACCCACUCACGCAAGCGACCGGCGAUCUCCGAUCGUGUCGUAUGGCAAUGUCGCAACCAGCCCAUCCUCGCAAUCAGCCCCACCGCAGCGCAAGUACUCGAAUCCCGAGGAUCUUCCACCAGCCUCGGCCUACCAUCGCGAGCGCGAGUGGGAACGCGAAAGGGAGUACGAGAUGGAGAGGGAACGCGAAAUGCGCUGGAGAGCCUCUCAAAGACCCGGCGGACCCCUCGACAUGCCCCCUUCACAGCAUGGCCGCGCGCCUAGCGGCGAUAUGCGCUAUGCCGGACCUCCCGGCAUGCCUGGCGAGCCAUCUCGAAGCCCUCGCGAACCCUAUCCCUCUUCGCUUCCGCCUCGUAGGAGUCCAGCGCCGAGCCACGCCAGCCGUGCGCCCUCGGUCGGCGGCCGUGUCCGUGAACCGAGCGCAGACCUUCCACUUGCCGCCAUGGGACCCGAAAGCUCGCCCCGCCACGCGCCUUACCGCGCAGGAUACGACGAUCCCAGAUCCGGUCCCAUCCCUCCUCCGCCUCACGCCGGCGGCAUGCUGCCACCUGCAGGUCGCUCACCAGAGCGCAUGCGAGCUCCGCUCUCGUACGCACCCUACGACCCGGCCUUGUCCGAACGCGAGUUGAUGCAGCGCGAGCGCGAGCGUGACCGCGACCGUGACCGCGAUCUCAUGCCCGCAGAUCGUUACGGUCGUCGCGGACACGGCGAACCGAUGAUGCUCGACGAGCCCAUGUACGAUCGCUACGGCUCCCGAGGCCCUCCCUCCGGCCCGCUUGGCCCACCCUCGUCUAGAUCGGCAGGCGGCCGCGCCUAUGACGAUCGCGGACCCGCACCUCCGCUGCCUUAUCCGCCGCCCAGCCCUAUCCAGAGCCGUGACGGUGACCGACGCAAGGACAAGCCAAAGUCAGCCACAUCCCAGUCGGGAGCAGGCCCCACUGCCUCGCGCGAAUCGUCCGUGCCUGCAUCGACAAGGCCCGGGGGUUACGGCGCGCGCAUCGACGAACGCGGUGGUAGCGGUCCCGUUCCGCCCCAUUUUGAGCCAGAGCGGCACCCACGCUCCGGGCCUCCUCCUCCCAUGGGUCCAGCUCCAGGCAAGCUCGACCCCGCCGCCCCUCCGCCGCGCAGAGCACCGCUCUCGCCCAGCAGUGAACGUGGCGGCGCCUCGUUCCGCGAUCCGCCCACACACCGCGGACCCUCCAUGCCGCCUUACGGCGCUCCUCCCUCCGAACGCGAUCUGCGAGAGCGCGAACUUCGAGAGCGCGAUCGUGAGCUAGCCAUGCAUCGCGAGCGCGAGCUCGAGGCAGAGCACGAGCGCGAGCGCAUGCGCCAACGCGAGAGAGAGCGCGAGAUGGAGCGUGAACGCGAACGUGAGCGGAUGCGCAUCGAAGAGCUCGAGCGCGAACGUCAGCGCGAACGAGAGAGGGAGCUCGAGAUGGAGCGCGAGCGCGAGCGCGAAAGAGAGAGGGAGCGCGAAAAGGAAAAGGAGCGCGAGCGCAGGGAGCGCAGACGGGAGAAGCAGCAAGCCGAAAAGCUGGCCGCCAUCGAGCGCGAAAAGGAGCGCGAGCGCCAGGCGCAGGCUUCAGCCCAGGCGCAGGCUCAGGCACAUGCUGCAGCCGCAGCGGCGCAGAUGCAUCCAGGACCACUGGCCGAGCUGCCGCCACACGUGCGUCCGCCGCCCGGCAGUCUUGAGGAAGCUUUGAUCGUCACGGCACAUCAACAGGCCGCCGCAUAUGGUCGGCCGCCUACCAUGGCAGACUUUCACGCAGCAGCCGCUGCUAUCGGAUACCCACCUGGAUUGCCCUUGCCGCCAGCGAUCCAUCCAGCCAUGUUCGGCGGCGUUGGUCCGGGCGCCGAGGCGCUUGCCCCGCCGCCUCUCGUGAUCCGCGACCCCAAUGCGGGGCCUCGCGUCGAUAGCGAGCCCGUCUGGCUGUACCUUGAGCUGUGCGAGCGAGACGAGUCGAUCCGACGUGCCGAGCGUCUCCCUCUCGAUGUGCUUGCAGACGAGCCGAAGCAAGACAAAGCAGGCGCGGCUGCCGCUGCCCCCGACGCUAGUGCAGAUCAACCGGCUGAUGGAGAAGCUGAUGCUGCUGUUGCUGCACCUGCCGCUGAUGCAGGCCUUGCAGUCUCUACAACGGCGCCGACACCAGCCACCAAGGAGGGCGGCGUUCAGGAGGCACCGUCGGCGGAAGCAAAGGCAAAGGCGGACGUCACGUUGCCUGUCAUUGAAGAGCCUGUCGACCCGCUGCCGCGCCACCUGAUUGGCAUGGACAAGGGCCGUCCAGUCCGUCAUCUGGGUUCGUGGAUCUACGACCCCACUGUAGACCCACUCUUCCCCGCCGAGCUUCUUGCGCGCAACGUGGGCUCGACGCUCGAGGUGCGCAUUCCCGGCGAGCUGCUCAACAACGGCGGCGCCGGUGGCCCGCACUGGGACGAGUACCGCAGUCUCGAGGCCGAGUGCCUCGCGCGCUGUGAGAUCGGCGAUCCGCUCAAGGAGAUGCUCGAGGGCGAGCGCGGCAGCGUGGCGCUCAACGGCACGGGUAACCACUGGAAGCUCGGCUGGCGCGGCAAGGAACACGCGCGCAUGAGCCUCGAGAUGCGCAUCGAAGAAAAGGUUGCAGAAGCCCAGCUCUUUGGUCACAAGAUCAAGCCCUACGUGCCGAAAGGCGGCAAGGAAGCCGACAACAAGGCGGCGGGCAAGGGCGCAGAGGAGCCAAAGGGUGAAGUUGAGGACGCGGAGGCUGGUCAGGCUGCUGCUGCGUCCAGCACCGGGAACGAGAGACCGUGGCGCUUCUGGAGGCUGAAACCGCUGCUGCGCCGCAAGCUGUGGGGCACCGACGUGUACACCGACGACUCGGACGUGCUUGCCAUGUGCGUGCAUGCCGGCUGGGUUGAGGGACCCUCGCUCGAGUCCGAGGGCAUUCCAGCCUGGGUGGCGCCCGGACGCGCCGCACGCGCCUGGAAUGGUCUCACUGUCAAUGGAAACGAGAAGCCCAAGGCCGCCAGCGGAGCCGAUGUCGAGAUGGCCGAUGCGUCCGCCGCAGAUGCGCAGCCCAGCAGGGAAGGCGUGGAGGCCAAGAAAGCGAUGGCUGCGCGCGCGUGCUGCGAUCUGUCGGUGAUCCUGCGCAUCGCGCCCAAGCUCAUCGCGUACAAGGGCUGCCAGCGCGGCGGCAUCAAGUCGAGGUCGUGGGGCAACUCGCACGACGGCGUUUCGCUCGUUGUCGAGUCGGUCGAGCUGAAGCAGCCCGGCUAUGCGCAGGCCAAGGGCAGGAGGGCGGCCAAGACGCGCAUGGACCAGCUCGCCGCCUACCGUUCCAGCGCCCACAAGGUGCAGAGCGAGGACGAGGUCAAGGCGAUCGCGAAGACCGCCCACAUCAUCCCGCUCAGCGCCGUCGUUCGUGGGUGGAAGCGCGCGGGUGACGAGGGUCAGGAGAGUGAGCAGCCCAACAAAAGGCUGUUUUGGGAGAUUCAGUAG